Molecule: messenger RNA, 2697 nt
Organism: Blastomyces dermatitidis ER-3
Lineage: Eukaryota; Fungi; Ascomycota; Eurotiomycetes; Onygenales; Ajellomycetaceae
Product: Ras family, other
Exons: 3
Coding region: 1117-1836 (239 amino acids)
Biological process (GO): signal transduction
Cellular component (GO): plasma membrane
Molecular function (GO): GDP binding; GTP binding; GTPase activity
Source: RefSeq, a predicted model, not a curated record
UAUUAUUACUAUUCUUGUUAUUCCCACACCCAACCAGUAAAUAGAAUUUAGAAUAAUUAUCCCGCGCCCACCAACCUAUCAUUUUCUCUUAUUUUCUCUUCUUCCGGCAUAGUCAGCGAUUUUCCAGGCAUUAUUAUUUAUUGAUUUAACCAUUCCUUAUCUCAUCUUAUCCUGUCUUAUCCUGUCUUGUCCUGUCCUGUCUGUCGUGUCUGGGAUCUUCCCGCCGGUUCCCUUUCCCUCACGUGCUGGCGCUGUCUCUGUCCGUCUCUCCACCGCCGCCGCCGCCGCCGCCGCCGCCGUCGUUCGUUCGUUCGUUCGUCGCUCGUCCGCCCGUUUGUCCUCGCCUCCUCAACCUCACUCAACCUCAACCUCAACGUCUGCUCUCGCCUGCUCUCGUCUGUUCUGUUCUGUUCUGUUCUGUUCUGCUCUGUUCCCCGUCGUCGAGUCGAUUCUGUGCUUGUCGGCUACAGAGAAGUUCAAGGGACUCCGGUCUAUCACUCAGCCCACCUUCUAUCUCUAUGCAGAUGUCCUUUCUCGCCUCUCUCUGCUGUCCGUGAUAAUUUGCAUCCUCUCAGAGCUGGUCCUGUGUGCUACCUCGGACAAAGUGCACCGGACACUUUUAGUUCUACCUUAUCUCCUCUUGCGCCCCUCCCACGCCUCUCUGCCUGUCAGUGUGUAACAGCCGUCCGUCGUUCUUAUCCAGCCAUUGGCACAAGAGUGGAUUUCUGAUGCCUUGAUGCCUCUCGCCUGAAGAACAAAAAGAGACCCUUUCUUUCACCUACCAGAGCUGCUUUGGUCCAACCCCCGCCUCCGUUUUAUUUCUCCCCAGAUCUUGGCAUUCUGGCAGCUGCCUGGCUCUGCGUUUUCACUUUCUUAUCGAUAUCGAUACGUGGGAAACGGCGAAUCUUUGCGAAUCGUUAUCAUCCCCGCUUGGAAAACAGCCUGUAGGCUUCGUUCGGGCGCUAACGCACUUGUGCGCUUUUUCUAAACCCUUCUUCGGUUAUUUCUCUUCUCCCUCCCCCCCCCUCCCUUUUUUUUUUUUCCCUUCAUCUUCUUCUUUCUUCGUCCUGCUCUUGCUCGCGAGGCAUUCUAUCAGACGCCACAAUUUCCGCAGCAAUGGCGGGGAAAAUGAAGCUGUACAAGCUGGUGGUGCUGGGAGACGGAGGUGUAGGCAAGACCGCCCUCACUAUCCAGCUGUGCCUAAACCAUUUCGUUGAGACAUACGACCCCACCAUUGAAGAUUCUUAUCGCAAACAAGUUGUUAUUGACCAGCAAGCAUGCAUGCUGGAGGUGCUGGAUACUGCGGGACAGGAAGAAUACACCGCCUUGAGGGACCAAUGGAUUAGAGAUGGCGAGGGUUUUGUGCUGGUCUACAGUAUCACAUCGCGCUCUUCGUUCACCCGGAUACAAAAGUUCCACCACCAGAUUCAGCUGGUCAAGGAGUCAGCAAGCUCUGGAUCACCAACAGGUGCCAGCUAUCUUGGAGCCCCCAUAAACUCCCCACCUCCCGGCAUGAAAGUUCCGGUGAUGCUAGUGGGGAAUAAAAGCGACAAGGCUAUCGAACGAGCGGUUUCUUCACAGGAAGGGUCCGCGCUGGCUAAGGAGCUUGGAUGCGAUUUCGUUGAAGCCUCAGCUAAAAACUGCAUCAAUGUGGAGAAGGCAUUCUAUGAUGUAGUUCGCCUGCUCAGGCAACAACGGCAACAACAGGGCGUUCGACAACCACUUAAUAGAGCGCCUGGUACGCAGCGGGGGGAGAACGGGGUAGACAAUCCGGCAAGAUUCCAAAACAAUCGCCAAAGAGGACAUGGGCGGGGCUUAAAAUGUCUGAUCCUCUGAAUUAAUAGAAGAGGGGGAAAUCAAACACAAAAAGAACCAGAUAAAAACCAGAUAAAAACCAGGAAGAAAAUAUUUACAGAAAGAGAUGCAUGAUGGAACUAUCAAACAGAAAGAAAUGAUGCAACAUUUCGAUCGCUGGGAUUUUCUAUAUUUUCCCGUUUUACGCUAUUGCUGGGAUUGGUGUGGACCGCGGACGCACCUACUACUUCAUAUUUCGGCACUGUACGGCUGUCAUUAACUCCAUGUCUCCUUUUCUACGACUUCUAUUUACUGUCUUGCUCAACAACAACACUCCUCCGAACCACCCUACACCGGGCUCUGUUUCGUUUUUACGCCUGCAACGUGGGAUGACGCUACCGUGACGCUACCGUGACGCGCACUACUGCAUAUCGGCCUAGGAAGUACGAACUGUCCCUUCUUCCCUCAUCCGCGCCACUUCCCUAUAUUCUCUAUCGACUUCCCCCUGCUUGGUGCUCUCUCGUUGCGUUAUUUCUCCUUUUUAUUUUAUUCGGCGCAUUUGACUAAGGGAUGGGAUGCCCGAAUCGGCUCGCUUUCUUUACUUUUCCUUUUACUCUUACUUCUUUGAACUUUGCUGGUUUCUCAUCGCUUCGGAACAAUGAUUACGUGUCCGGCCGGACACCGAACGAAAGUUUAUAACAAAAAAUCUUCGCGGACAUUCGCUGACCAGGGGAUUUGUCGCAUUUCAUGUUUCAGGAACGUCUGCGGGUGUAUGUGUCUGUGCGCGUGUGCUUGUGCUUGUGCGAGUGGUUGUAUGCUGGGUUUUUAUUUUCUGCAGCUAGAGUGUUACCGGCCGGCAUUUUAAGGAAGUCUCAUGCUCACGUUCACGUUCUUUUUUUUUUU